This is a messenger RNA of Nycticebus coucang (slow loris), 5122 nucleotides long. RefSeq names its product EH domain binding protein 1 like 1 (gene EHBP1L1). The transcript is spliced from 19 exons. Gene Ontology annotation, molecular function: protein binding. NCBI's taxonomy places the organism in Eukaryota, Metazoa, Chordata, Mammalia, Primates, Lorisidae. The record is from RefSeq and is a predicted model, not a curated record. Bases 275 to 4825 code for a protein of 1516 amino acids.
GGGGGUGCGGCUCCAGGAAACCGCGCGCUUGGCGCUCGCGCUCCAGCCGCCCGACGCGCACCAGACGACCCCGUCGACUCAGCCAGACCACUCCGUGGGCCUCAGUGGCCCGCAGCGGGGAGAGUGGGCCCGAGUCCAAGCCUCAGACAACUUAGCAAGGACGGGGCGGGCGGUGCGGAUUGGAGCUCCAGGAGCCAUGGGCACACGGACUGGGCCAGCAGUAGCCGUCCAGAGGGAGCCCCGGGCCUGAGAAGAGGGCGACGAGGCUGGGGCCAUGACCUCGGUGUGGAAGCGCUUGCAGCGCGUGGGCAAGCGGGCCGCCAAGUUCCAGUUUGUGGCCUGUUACCACGAGCUGGUGUUGGAGUGCACCAAGAAAUGGCAGCCAGAUAAGCUGGUGGUGGUGUGGACCCGGCGGAACCGACGUAUCUGCUCUAAGGCCCACAGCUGGCAGCCAGGCAUCCAGAACCCAUACCGGGGCACCGUGGUGUGGAUAGUACCUGAGAAUGUGGACAUCUCUGUGACCCUAUACAGGGACCCCCACGUGGACCAGUAUGAGGCCAAAGAGUGGACAUUUAUUAUUGAGAAUGAGUCCAAGGGGCAGCGGAAGGUGCUGGCCACAGCUGAGGUGGACCUGGCCCGCCAUGCAGGUCCCGUGCCUGCCCAAGUUCCACUGCGACUGCGGCUGAAGCCCAAGUCAGUGAAGGUGGUGCAGGCUGAGCUGAGCCUUACUCUCUCAGGGGUGCUGCUGCGGGAGGGCCGUGCCACGGAUGAUGACAUGCAGAGUCUUGCAAGCCUUAUGAGUGUGAAGCCUAGUGAUGUGGGCAACUUGGACGACUUUGCUGAGAGUGACGAAGAUGAAGCUAAUGGCCCAGGGCCCCCUGAAGCCUGGGCUAGAGUCCCCCAGCCAGUACCUUCUCGGGAGCUGAAGACACUUUGUGAAGAGGAGGAGAGCCGAAUCCAACCUCAACCCCAGCAGGCAGCUGCCAGUCCUAAUGCUGAGGAUACCAGUCCAGCCCCUGUGAGUGCCCCUGUGCCUCCAGCCAGGGCCUCUCGGGGCCAGGGUUCAAAGCCAGCUACUGUAGCAGGGGGCCAGGUGGGGCCUGAGGCCCCAAGGCCCCCGGGAACCCCACCAGAGAUGAGGUCUUCGAGGCAGCCAGGCCAAGACAUGGCCCCCACUGAGGCUCCUCCGCUCCAGAAAGGCUCUGAAACCCCCUGGCCCCUAGUUCCUCAAGGGGAGGAUGAAGUCCCUGAAGCCUCAGGGGCUCCCGCAGUAGGAGUGGGUUCUGCUAGGGAGACCCAGACCCAGGCAAAUCUUCAGGAAGGGAUGGAGGUCCAUGGAGCUAGACUGGGCCCAAGCAUUGAGGAUGAAGUCUCCAGAGACUCUUUGGGAGAACAGAAACACACAGUUGAGGAGGGGGCCACUGGGAACAGGGCAGGAGUUAGUAGGAUGGACAUUGAGCAUGGGUCAGGAGUUGGAGAGUUGAACACAAAGAGGCCAGGUGUCAGAGCAAGGGAGGCUGAACAGAGUUCAGAAGUUCAUCAAGUAGAUGCUAAGCAGAGGUCAAAAGUGAGGCAUGUGAAUGCUAAGGGACCAGCAGCUACGGGCAUGUUGCCUGAGGCAAUUUUCAGGGGGAUUCCUGAGGCUCUUCCAAGGGGCUCUCAGUGGAGGAUGGAAGUCAGGACCAGAGAUGAGGCUCCUACAGGCCUCAGCCCAUACCCAGCAGAGCCUACAGGACACUCUGAGCAUCUUAGUGACCUCAAGGUGGCCAGGGACACUGUAGGCCAGGAGAGAGAGGAUGCAGAAAUGAGGGGCAGAGCCCCUAGUGUUGUGGGGACAGGCCUAGAGCAGGGCCUCUCUGUUGGAGCGACAAGCACCAGGCCCCAGGUGAGCAGAUAUCAGGAGACCCUCUCAUCAGCUGCUCAGGAGGCAAUGUCUAGGGAUCUGGGGGUCUGGGAGGCAGAAGUUGGGGAGUCAAGCAUCCUGAGAAAAGAGACUGAGGAGGCAAAGUUGGAGGUAUUGCAGACCCAGGAUAGAGAAGUGGGGGGAUCAGGGUUCCCUGAGUUAGAGACUGGGACAUUAGAAGCUGAGACACUGAGGCCCAAGGAGACAGAUGCAACAAGGUCAGUGGUCCUGGAGUCAGAGGCAGCUGGGACAACAGAAUCUGAGCUACCAGGGACCCAGGAAACAGAGGCACAGGGCUCAGGUAUUCUGGGGAUAAGAACUAGGAUAACAGAGAUUGAGAUAUUGGGGACCCAGGAAGUAUCUAGGGGUUCUGAGAUACUGAGGAUAGAUAAUAAGUUAGCAGAAUCUGAGAUAUUGGGGGCCCAAGAGACAGAAUUGAGAGGAUCCAGGGUACCAAAGACAGAGGCUGAAAUACUGAGGACCCAGGAUCUAGCAGCUGAGAGUUCAGGGCUCCCAGGGAUAGAAGCUGAGAUAGUAGGGACCCAGGAGACAGAGGUAGGGGAUUCUGAGGUUCUAGGGACAGAGACUAGAAUAGCAGAAACUGAGAUACUGGGAACCCUGGGAAAAACUACUGGGGGUUCACAGGUCCCAGGGACAGAAGCUGAGAUAGCAGAAUCUAAGAUAUUAGGGGCCCAGGAAACAGAGAUAGAGGGUUCAGAGGUUAUAAUGAUAGAAACUGGGACAGCAGAAGCUGAGAUGUCAGGGACCCAGAGGAUAGCAUCUGGGGAUUUAGGGGUCCCAGGAAUAGAAUCUGAGAUACUGGGGGCCCAGGAGACAGAGGUGGGGGAUUCAGGGGUCUCAGGGAUAGAGGCUGGAGUGGCAGAGGCUAAGGUACCGAUGAUUCAACAAACAGAAACUAUAGUUUCAGAGACUGAGAAGACAAAAGCUAAAACUUCUGAAGUCCAGGAAGCAGAAACUAGAGUUAGGGGGUCUCUCAAAUAUGAGGCUUUAAGGGCCCUAGCCACUAACCCAAGAGUUUUAGGGUCCCAGGAGGCAGAGAUUUCAGGAGUACGAGAACCAGAGACUAAAGUUUUAAGGGUCCAGGAUGCAGAGGCUGGGGUUUGGAGCGUGUCAGAGACCAAAUCUGGGGAUUGGGGGGCCCAGGAAUUAGAGGUAGAGAUUUUAGGGCCUCUAGAGAAUGAAUCUGGUAUUUUUGAGGCCUGGGAAUUAGAGGCUGAGGUCUUGGGAAAUGAGAAGGGGAAAGAAGCUGAGGGAAACCUCCCAGUGGCCAACCUGACUAAAACACAGGUGACCAGUGGGGCAGGGGCUGGGGUGCCCAGGCCCUCGGGGGCCUCUUCCCCAGAGAAGCCUGAAGAGGACAGGAGGCUGCCGAGCAGCCAGGCACUACCUGCCCUGGUCAGCUCCAGCCAGUCCCUGCUGGAGUGGUGCCAGGAAGUUACUGCUGGCUACCGUGGCGUCCGCAUCACCAACUUCACCACAUCCUGGCGCAACGGCUUGGCCUUCUGUGCCAUCCUACACCGAUUCUACCCAGACAAGAUUGACUAUGCCUCCCUCGAUCCACUCAACAUCAAGCAGAACAGCAAGCAGGCCUUCGAUGGCUUCGCAGCCCUGGGAGUGUCGCGGCUGCUGGAGCCGGCGGACAUGAUGCUGCUGUCUGUGCCAGACAAGCUCAUCGUCAUGACGUAUCUGUGCCAGAUCCGCGCCUUCUGCACGGGGCAGGAGCUGCAGGUGGUGCAGCUGGAGGGCGGCGGCGGUGCCGGCACCUACCGCGUGGGAAGCGCCCAGCCCAGCCCGCCCGGUGACCUGGACUCCGGCGGCUUGGCGCUGCGGUUGCGCGAGCACGGGGCUGACGCGCCCAAGGAGCCCCAGGAAGCUGCGAACCGCGUGGACAGGGUGACCCUGGAGGCGGCCUCCAGGGGCGUGGGCGCUGGUCGGGUCUCCAAGGACGGCGGGGCAGAGGCCACACAGGAAGGGCGUUCCGCGGAGGCCCCGGCUGACAGCCCUGGAGCACGGGCGCCGGUACUCCGGGCGGAGGGACUAGUGAACGGGACGGGGGCGCAGGGCGGCGGGGGCAGCGUGAAGUUGAGACGGCCUUCAGUCAACGGGGAGGCUGGGCCGGUGCCUCCACCGCGUGCGCAUGGCUCCUUCUCCCACGUGCGCGAUGCUGAUCUGCUGAAGAAGAGGCGCUCGCGGCUGCGGAACAGUAGCUCCUUUUCGGUGGACGACCAGGAGUCAGGAGCUGCGGGAGCCACGGGAGCUGCGGAAGGCCUAAGCCCUGACCCCAGCCCCACUCCUGGCCCGCUCACAGCCACAGCCUCUCAACAGACCCCUGGUGGGAGUCCCCCAUCGGAGGAGCCACCCCCAAGCCCAGGGGAGGAGGCUGGGCUGCAACGGUUCCAGGACACAAGUCAGUAUGUAUGUGCAGAGCUGCAGGCUCUGGAACAGGAGCAGAGCCAGAUAGAUGGGCGGGCAGCCUUGGUGGAGACGCAGCUGAGGAACCUCAUGGAGUCAGGUGCCAACAAGCUGCAGGAGGAGGUGCUGAUCCAAGAGUGGUUCACCCUGGUCAACAAAAAGAAUGCUCUUAUCCGAAGGCAGGACCAGCUGCAGCUGCUCAUGGAGGAGCAGGACCUGGAGCGGAGGUUUGAGCUGCUGAGCAGAGAGCUGCGGGGCAUGCUGGCCAUUGAAGACUGGCAGAAAACGGCCGCACAGCAGCACCGAGAGCAGCUCCUGCUGGAGGAGCUGGUGUCUCUGGUGAAUCAGCGCGACGAGCUAGUCCGGGAUCUGGACCACAAGGAACGAAUAGCCCUGGAGGAGGACGAGCGCCUGGAGCGCGGCCUGGAGCAGCGGCGCCGCAAGCUGAGCCGUCAGCUGAGCCGGCGCGAACGCUGCGCGCUGAGUUGAGGCCGCGCGGGUCUCGGGAGGUCCUGGCCUGCACCCCGGAGAACCGGGUGCGACGGAUGGCGUGCACGCGGCCACUAGGGGGAGUCCCUUCCCGGGGCGGAGUGAGGCGGCCCCUUGGCCAGACCAGCGGAGAGGCCGGGCCGCCGCGCUGUAUUUAUUUGCUCGUAGGUGUGUGCGCGGCGGGCUAGGGGGCCCGGGAGCGCUGCGCGGAGUCCCUCUCCAAUGGCAGGACUCGGAGACCGCCGUCUCCGCCCUCCUCUCCUUCCUGUACCUGUUCAAUAAAGUCUGACGAGAAUA